CGUGUGUCAGUCGUUAUCUGAACGUCGGGAACUGUGGAUUUGUCCGCCCCUCCGUGGAGCCUCGCGACCUGAACCUACCAUUUACCGGAGCCAAACGGAAGUGCCAUAUCUCCAUCUAUUCGUAUGGAACUCAGCCAUCUGGCCCAGGAAAUCAAAACAAACAAAUCAUUGCACAAACAAGCGCUAACGCAUCGCACAUACAGAUAUAUACUCGGAGAUAUAUACUCGGAUGUGCGUGAGUGGAUUGGUGGGUGUGUUUUUUUGCCUCCUGGCACCGCGUCAAAAGUCGCGCGCGGAUUCUGCGGCGGAUUUACGGCCGCGGUAAUUGGUUAACGCUAAGAAUUUAAUAUCCAUUAAUCAUAAAUCAUAAAGUGUGUGAACAAAUUGCCUGAAAGAUCAAAGGAAGAGAAUAAAGAAUAUUGCAUAUACAUUCGAUAUGAAUGAUUAGUGCUAAAGUUACGAAGUGCUGUUCUCAAACAAAAUUGAAUUCGACUAUGAAAAAUAAUUACAAAUAAAUGAAAUAAAGUCAAAUAUUAAUACUGAACGAAAAAUAUAAGUUUCAAGGGAUCUCAAACAACAAAUAAAUAAAGCUAUAAAUGUAAUGGAAUAAUAAACAAAGACCCAAGUAGUAUUUUAAUGCCAUAUAAAAAUCAGCAUCGAGUAAAACAUUUUUCCGAGAACAAUUUAAGUUCCAUUCACAAAAAGUAAACGACAUAAUUCCACCACUGAGCAAUUAAAAUUCCAUUUUAAGCCGGUAAUAACGAAUUACUUAAACAUUUAACAAGUGUCAAAACAAAAAGCGGCAAUAUUAAUUGCUGAUUGUCGGACAAAAGGAAAUGCUUUAAACCAAACAAAAGACAAAGGCAAGGGCCAACAAACGCGUGUGACAAAUAUCGAUACAAAGAGCAGCGUAUUUCUAGAAAAAGGCCGGCAUAAAAAAGGAAACUGCCCGCAGCGAAUCGCAAUGAUCUUCAAAAUGCAUUGGCUUGUCCUGAUCCUAGUGCCCCUCGCCUGGGCCAACAGCAGUGAUGUGAAGGGAGCACCUGUGCUGACCACAGUAGCUCCCACUUCGGGUCAUCGAAGUCCCCAUCAGCAGCAGCGAUUGCAGCAGCUGCAGGAGGCGCAGCAGCUGGAGGCCCAUCAGCAGCACCACCACCACUUGCGGCACGAACAGCAUCUGCGGGCCGAGCUGGAGGGGAACCACCAGCCGCCGGCCGAGGGCCUCGAGAAGAAGGCCUUCCUCGAUCCCCAAUUGCCCAUGCAGCAGCACCACUUGCGUCACCACAAUCGUCAUCAUGUCAGCUGGGAGCAGCGCGUGUUUCCCUCGCUGCGUCAUCAGCAGCACCGCUUGUCCAUCGGAUCGAGCGCAGCGAAGAACCCAAUGACCACCGAGGCACCCACAACUAUGCAUCACGGCCUGAUCUCCAAUCACAGCCGCUAUUUCGACAGGGACGGCAUCUUUCCCUCCUGGGCUGAGCCGCGAUCCACCAGAGGACCCAACUGGCGACAGGAAGUGGAUUCGAGUGAUUCCGAUGAGGACAGCGAUGAGGACGACGAAGAUGACUACGAUGAGUACGAUGAGGACACCGAUUCAUCGAACGGCGUCGACGAGGAACUGGCCCGCCAAAUGCCCAGAUACUCACUGUUUACCCAGAAGCUGCCCCACAUCGAUCUGAAGGAGCCCGAUUACAAUGCCUACGACCAGUCGGACGAACUGGACAUAGUCUCGAGGAGCAAUCACAAUAGCAACAAAUACCCCAGCGUGGCCAAUCCGCACGACAAGUCCGCCGGCAAGCGCAACAUAUUCGAUUGGUUGUUCAAACAUGAUAGGGAGAAAGAGGCUGUUAGGAAGCCGCACAUCACAGCCACUUCAACGACAACGAGCACCUCGACAACCACAACCGCCAAGCCCACUGUAUUGCGCACUGAAAGGCCAAAACUGCAAUUAAUUGAUGCGAAUCUAAGGAAUAGCGGUGCCGAAGAGGACUACUCCAAUGAGGACUCGGACUCCGAGUCGGAGGAGGGCUUCUCCAACGAACAGUGGAACAAAAUCGAGCACGACCACCAUCUCAGGCAGCAGAAGCACCAGAAGGAGCUGCUGGCGAUGCGCGAGAGGAGCCGGAACACCCCUCUCAUAAGGAACACUGAGAAUGAGGACGUGGAGAACAUUUACGCACGCAAUUACGUUGCGGGGAAGGUCGGCCAGAGGAAGGAGGAGCAUAUGGGAACCCCCGAAGCGGUGAUCAAAGCGAGACGCCUCCAUGCCCAGAAGCAGAAGAGUGAGAGAGCCCUGGCCCACGCCCACAUGAACCAGGUGCUGAAGGAGGCCACCUGCCGAGUCCCCCAGAAACGCUGCCAGCUCGUCCAGCAGGAUCCCUCCAAGAUCUACACACCCCACUGCACCAUUCUGCACCGCUGCAGCGAGGACAGUGGUUGCUGCCCCAGCAGAAGCCAAAUAUGUGCCGCCAAGAGCACCCACAACGUUGAGCUGCAUUUCUUCGUGAAGAGCAGCAAGCAUCGGAGCGUCAUCGAGAAGCGGACCUUUGUGAACCACACGGAGUGCCACUGCAUCGAGCGAUCGAGCUACAACGAGGAGACGGCCAUGGCCCACUACGGGCAGUCGACCACGGCGGUGCGGGCCACCAUACUGAGUUGCACCUGUCCGAAGAGCUUCGAGAAGAUCCUGCAGGACGACGGGCAGUGCAGGUGCGACUGCAGCUCCGGGAACUACGACUGCGACUGGCUGAAGCGGGGCAACGAGCACUUUGCCAUGAACGAUCGCAAGUGCAUACAGCAAGGUCGCUGCAAGCCGCCCACCUGUGAGUUUGGACUCUACAUGGACAAACACGGCCGCUGCCCCAAGCAACACGAGCAACCAUCCUACAACGCCAUGUCAUAAGCGGGAGGAUUUCCCACGUGAAGCCAGGAAAAGUAUUAAGUCCAGACAAGGGGGAGAAUCCAGAGGGAUUCUCCUCUGCUGACAAGAGUGCAGGCGA
Drosophila erecta is the source of this 2996-nucleotide messenger RNA. RefSeq lists its product as uncharacterized. Gene Ontology annotation, molecular function: growth factor activity. The coding region runs from base 965 to 2899 and encodes 644 amino acids. The record is from RefSeq and is a predicted model, not a curated record. Gene Ontology annotation, biological process: hemocyte migration. Gene Ontology annotation, cellular component: membrane. NCBI's taxonomy places the organism in Eukaryota, Metazoa, Arthropoda, Insecta, Diptera, Drosophilidae. The transcript is spliced from 5 exons.